AUGACGGUAUCACCGCCUUCGCUUUUUGGUCGCAAUGGCUUGAGCGAAAACGUAUUUGUCGAAGCCAUUCGAGUUCCUGAUUUUACUUCCGGAAUGAAAUCGAAAUUUUCCAUGCUCGCUCCCCGCGCGUUUACCAAGAAGAAUAAGAACAAAGACGAAGAUUUACUGGAUGCGGCGUACGUGGACGAGAAAAUCGUCGGGUGGGACGCCGUGAGCAACCAACCGAUCUACGACGAGAAUUGGAACUCGAAUAAACAGCUGUUGGAAAAGUAUAAUCCAGGGAGCACGGAGCGAGCGGAUCUGCCGUCGUACACGCACGUCCCAUCGAAAGAAGAGGAGCAAGAUUGGCUGUACAAAGGGAGCGAAAACGCGGAAUUGAUGAAAGAGUACGAGCGACGGAAAAAAGUCACGGAGGCACCCCCAGCGCCGAUUUUACAAGGCGAGACGACGAAAUCAGUGGACGAAGCGUUGUUAUCGGGGAUGUCGCCGGAAGAGAGAGGGAAGAUGGACAAGAGUUUAACCGCGUUUCAACGGAAGGUGAUGAACGCGAUGUUGGGCGGAAGUCAAGCGGGAUCGGACGAUUGUAACGUGGAUGCGGUCAAGGCGGGGUUUUUGACAGAUCGACAAAUGCGGCAUUUGAAAGAGGAUAAGGCGAAAAUAGGGAAGGAUUCGUUCGUACACGCGGCUGGGAAGUUGUCUAAAGGAGCGCACUUACAGAGAAAGUUGGAGUCGGACGAGGAAAUGCGAGCGUGCGUGGACGCGGUCGUGGUAAACGACAUGUGCGAUCGAGCGGCGGCGGGCGCGUAUUUGAAUAAAGUUUUGAGACAAGCCGAAGGCAUGUGGAAGAAGAUGCAAGGCACAUCAAUCAGAGAUCACGCGAGAUACGAACCGUUAAACGAAAAAGCGGUGUUAGCCAGAGACCGGUGGGGAGCGGCGAAGAAGUGCGUGGACGUGAUGAUGCCCGGGUAUUGGAGAGAAACUGUGGCGAGCGAAAAAUAUAGAAAGAGAGAAGAAGGUAUUUCGGAAGCCUCGAGAGUGUUCAAGGCGAUGGGCGGUAUGGAGAAAGGUAAAGUCAAAAUUAACGGCAAGAAGAUACACACGUGA
Messenger RNA from Bathycoccus prasinos, 1104 nucleotides. RefSeq lists its product with no specific name. The record is from RefSeq and is a predicted model, not a curated record. The transcript has a single exon. NCBI's taxonomy places the organism in Eukaryota, Viridiplantae, Chlorophyta, Mamiellophyceae, Mamiellales, Bathycoccaceae. Bases 1 to 1104 code for a protein of 367 amino acids.